CAAAAUUCGAUCGUUUUUCAUUCACUUUUGAAUCAAUAACUAUCCGUUUGCUGGGCUUUUCCAUCAUUUUAAAACCAUUACUUCUGAAUUUCUGGGUUUUUAGUGAUGUAUUUUUUUGAAUAACUUUAAUGAGUUUUUGGUUAUUGGGUAUUUUCGGUGGCGUUGUGCUGUGUUGAUUGGGUAUUGAAAAAAUGAAAAAUACUUUUUCUUCGAUGAGUUGAAUUUUCAUGGGUUUUCAUGAUUUAAAUCGGAUAUUUGGGAUGGUGGGUUGUGUUUGGUUGCACAGAGAAUUGGUUUUCUUUGAUUUUCUUUGUGGGUAUAGAGCUUUUUGAGGUUUUGAUUCGUGGGCAAGACCCCCUUUUUUUUUUAUGCUGUUGUUUUUUCGGUGGGAGGGGGAUUUUGUGAUUGGGUUCAUGGAAAAUUUCGAUGGGUUUUCUUCUUUGGACUCGGGGGAUUGUAUUUAGGCUUCUGAGGGCUGAAUUCACGGGGGAAGCGUUUUCUUUGUACAGAGAAAAUACGGAAGAUUGUGUGGAGAAUAAUCCAGUGAAACUUUCUCCUGGAAAAAGGGAAAUUAACCCGCCUUUUUUUGGAUAAAAGUAUAAGUAUUUGCCCAUAUCUUUCUCCUUGGUUUUUGUUUCUUUUUAUGGAUUGAUGACUGCCAUGAAUAUGAUAUGAGACAGAACAAAAAUUUGAGCUUCCGUUGUGGAUUAUUGAUUUUUUUAUCACAAAGGUUUUUACUUAUUCUCUGUGGUUCUUUCUCUUUCAAAGGAUCUUUGAUACCCACUGUUUGAACUUUGUGAUUCUCAACUUGGUCUGAUGGCUUUGUGUUUUUUGGUAUGUUGUUUUAAUCAUGCUCUUUGAUAAGGAAGGCUUUUUUUUCAUUAAAGGAGCAUCAACUUUAAUCAUGAAAAAGGUUAAUGUUCUUUGGUUUGUUUAUUUAGUUUGCUUUUGAGAGGGUAUUUAUUGUUAGAAAAAGAGUUUUUUCUGUUAUCUGGUUUUUGCUCUGUUUGGUGAUGUUUGUUUAGGUGUUGUUCUGUUAUUCAGCUCUGUACUGGGUUUUAUGUUUACUUUUUAUGUACUUUUUCAUUGUAAUUCAUGGAAAAACACAGUAGAAUUGAAACUGUCUAUCUGCAUAUAUGAGCUUCAGGAAAAUUGGUAAAAGGUCUCUAUUGAACUCAUAGCUUGAAGGCUAGAUCCUUUCAAAUAAUUUGUAGGAAAAACCUUGCCCUGGUAAUAAUCCUUGUGUUGUUUUGGUUGUGUAUAUCCAGUGGUAGCAUUUUCUGUCUUUGAGAUGCUUUGAUCAUGUUAUUCAAUUGAUGGAGAACUACAGGGUUCUAUAUUUGUUCCGAGUCUUUGGCCUUCGGUUGUGGUUUUGCAGUGAGUUUUGUGCAAUAGGAGUUCUUCAUGCUUGCUGGAAGGAUGAAAUAAUUGUAAUGUUUGCGACCAAACUUGAAGUCUAUAGAAAAGCCAUAAAAAUUAUGGUUAUUGCAUCGUUGGUACAACUUGUUUAAAAAGAAGUUUCUUUUGGGCCAGAAGAAUGCUUCAAACUUAUGCAAUCAAGAAGUUCGUUUCUCACAGUGAAUGUUUGCCAUCAUGGCAUCUUCAUUUCUAUUUUCAAAUGAGCCAGAUUAGUCCCUAGGUUAUGGUGUUGUUGUUUCAUUUGGGACUAGAGUUCAAUCAAGAAUAACACAGGAUGAGAUCUUCACUUUUCAAUUUGUAUAUAGUUCAAAAAAUACACCACUAGAACCGCAUCCCAGUGUCUCUAAUCUGGGUAUCUGGUGUGUGGAUUUCAAAGUCCAAAAUUAUUCACAUCUUCUUCCGACUGUAGCAGUGGGAAGGCUAUAGAAUGUUAUUUUACUUGCUGAAGUAAUAAGUUACUGAUGCCUUAACUUAGGAAAAGGGUUUUUUAAUAAUCUACUAACUUUGCAGGUUGAAAAAGCUAAAUCAAGAUACAUGGAUGAAUAUUCUGGUAAAAGAGCCAUUAAUGAGCUUGUUGUCUCUAGAAAGGGAUCAGGUCUUAGACCAGGUGUUAUUUUGAGAGAUACAGCCAACAACAGAGAUCGGAAUGCGCAAUUCUGCAACCGACUUGGAUGCAGAGGCAGAUUGAACUCCAUGAAAGGUACCCAACUUGGCAGUUUGGAGAAGCCCAAAUCUUCAAGACCUUCAUCCUUUACUUCUUCAAGUGGCAAAGAAAUAAUUGGAAGUUCCUCUAGUACUGGCCCUUCAGUGAGAAAAUCCCUUCAGACACCUCGGAAAAAGCUAUCUGCUCAUCUAGAAACAGAUUCAUCUGAAACUAGUAGUGUUCCAGAUGAGUCAGAAGUCUUAGAGCUCAUUCCCCCACCUGGAAAGAUUCAGAGAGGGCAUCACCCCGAAACAGACUAUACUGAGUCUUCCGAAAUCACACCUAUGGAAGUGGGUAGCUCUAGUAUUGCUUCAAAUACAAGACCUCGAAGGAAUUUUCAUCAAAAAUCUGGCUUUACUAACCAAGCUACUCUGAUGGGUUCCUCUGUUGCAUUGGCAUCUAAAACUGCUGGUCAAGUAGCAAGACAUGGUGCAAACGCAAGCAGGUAUGGUUUGAGAAAUCUAAGAUGCAAUUCAAUUUCUGAUGCAAUGCCAUCAUGUUCAUCAUCUGAAUCAAACCUUACUAGAAAGAAGGACAUUGGAAAAAAGAGACUUUCUGAAAUAGAAAGCAGUUCCUCUGCUAGAGGCAAGAAGAGUGGUGGGCCAUCAUCAGAAUAUGGACGGAAUUCUAUUUCUAGUUAUGGCGUCUCCAUUUCUGAUUCCAGACGAGCCAGAAAUUGGACUCCUAGCAGGGAUAACGGUGUUGCAUCCGUUAGGACUCGGAGGUCAAUCAAUGGUAAUACUAGGCCAUCAUCCUCUAAUCAAGGAAUUCGAAACAAUUUAUUGCCGACUGAGCCCUCCAUUACAGUCCCACAAAUGCCCCAACCUGAAAUAUCUAUUGGGGCAAAUGAUCCCAGCUUGUCACAUCAGUUCUCCAUAGGAUCUCCCUCAAGCUUCCUGAAUUCUUACAGUCAAUCAGAUAGUAGCAGUGAGAAUUUACAUAGUAUUAUGCCCAUAAGUCCCACAGAAGUUGGUAUCUCACGCUCUUCAAUGAAUCGGGAUAGCCUGCGACGCUAUAACAUGGAUGGGAUUGCAGAGGUAUUAUUGGCUCUAGAGAGGAUUGAGCAAGAUGAAGAACUAACAUAUGAGCAAUUACUUGUUCUGGAGACAAAUUUGUUCCUUGGUGGCUUAAGCUUCCAUGAUCAGCACAGAGACAUGAGACUAGAUAUAGAUAACAUGUCAUAUGAGGAAUUAUUGGCUCUAGAGGAGAAGAUGGGUACUGUGAGCACAGCACUUACAGAAGAAGCAUUGUCGAAAUGCCUUGAGAGAAGCAUCUAUCACACACUGCCUACAGAACCAGGGACCAUGGAUUGUGCUGGGGGUGGUGAUGAUGUCAAAUGCAGUAUUUGUCAGGAAGAGUACAUGGUUGGGGAUGAAGUGGGGAAAUUGCAAUGUGAGCAUGGGUAUCAUGUGGCCUGUAUACACCAGUGGCUACGGCUGAAGAAUUGGUGCCCUGUCUGCAAGGCUUCAGCUGCACUUUAAUCAUCUUCCUCAUAAUUCAGGAAACCAGCUUGGAUGGGGGAGAUUUGUACAAAUAUUAUGUGGAUCCUCCUACUCCCAACAUUUUUUAUUUUCACUUCUUUAUGUACAUACCAAAUCCCCUUUCUUUCAACCAACCAAUAAACCCAAGGCUCUUGGCUGAACAGCUGGGAGCUCCUCAUUUACCUUCUAUGAACUUUGAAAUGAAAAGUACUCACAGAAUGGUGCUGUUCUUUUGGACA
Vitis riparia (riverbank grape) is the source of this 3842-nucleotide messenger RNA. RefSeq names its product probable E3 ubiquitin-protein ligase RHG1A. The transcript has 5 exons. The record is from RefSeq and is a predicted model, not a curated record. NCBI's taxonomy places the organism in Eukaryota, Viridiplantae, Streptophyta, Magnoliopsida, Vitales, Vitaceae. The coding region runs from base 1954 to 3603 and encodes 549 amino acids. Gene Ontology annotation, molecular function: ubiquitin protein ligase activity.